This is a messenger RNA of Diorhabda carinulata, 3136 nucleotides long. RefSeq lists its product as uncharacterized. The coding region runs from base 1991 to 3025 and encodes 344 amino acids. NCBI's taxonomy places the organism in Eukaryota, Metazoa, Arthropoda, Insecta, Coleoptera, Chrysomelidae. The record is from RefSeq and is a predicted model, not a curated record. The transcript has 4 exons.
AUAAAAUUUCCCCUAUUAACUCUUCUAUCGCCCCUACAAAUUGGUAAGUAAAAUUCAUUUUUUUCUCAAAUUAAUAAAUAAAUAAGUAAAGAUUAAGAAACUUAACCACCGAUAUUUUUUUCAAACUUUCUGUUACAUUAUUAGGAAGUAAAAUUGGUAACCCUUAUGUAGUGUGAUUAUACCUUUAGUCUUGAGAACCAGUCCGCGGAAAGAAGACAAGCAGAGUAUAUAAUCUUAGACAAGCAGUCACAAAUGGUCUGAUCAGAGAGGUUAGAAAUGAGUGGCAAUAAAUUUAUAAAUGAAUAUAGUAUAAACAAAAGUAAAGUAAAACCAAAACCUUCAAUUUAUUAAUUGUUGUGACUGUCAUGGUGAAAGCAGUGUUAUCGUGAAAUUAGAACAGGAAUAAGAUGAUACCGUGCCUGCGUAGUUUGUAGUGAUUUUUUUUAUUACUUCACUUUUUUCCAAAUUAUCUAACCUUGCGUCAGAUUAUAAAAAACUACUGUUAAUAAAAUCAGUGUUCAUCCAAUUUCACGGUUGUGAUCGUCUACACCUUAAUAUUAAUUAUUUAUUAUCAAUACUUUUUUCGAAAUUUAAUUUUAUAAUUUUUUUCUCAAAAUGAAAAACAAUAUUACGUUGUAUGUGUACGUUGUUCAAUAAUUGUAUUAUGUAUGGAAUUAUUGCAUGAGGGUUAUGUUGCAAUUGCAGAAAAAUAAAUAAAUAGAGAAAGUAUAGAGUCUAGUGAAAUACCUCCAAACUUGAAAGAUAUGCUAUAUGAGUAUGGAUCGUCCAACAGUUUUACAAGACAUGAAUUUAUAUCUAUUCUAAGAAUAGGCAAAAACUAACCAUUAAAUAGGGUUUUCUUUUAGAAAGAUGUGGAUUUCAGAAAAGAAAAUGUGUAAGUUUGUGCUUUAUUGUCAUAUGUUCCCGUGUUAUUAUCUAAUUCUAUGUAUAGGUAACUUCAAUUGCCUCUAAAAAAAUUAACUAUAUGUUUUGUCUGGUUUAUACUAAUAAAUAGGAUCAAAAAUUUGAAAAACUACUAAUUCUGAAUAUUAACAGAUGAGACAAUAAACAAUAUACAAAGAACAGUAAUAAGAGGUAUGAGGUACCUAAAGUUUAAUUAGUAAAUUAAAAAUAAUGAUGAUUGACAUUGAAAUAGGAGCAAAACAAGACACAUUAUUGGAUUAUAGUGAGAAUGAAACAAGAUGGUCAUGUUAAGACAGUGUUUCUUAACCUUUUUGUGCCAUGCCCAUCCAAGCCUUUCUAAAAUACUUAUGUCCCUCCUAUGUAACAUGUACAUAAUUUUAAAUACUAAAAAAUUGAAUUGUAAAAUUAAUAAACUUAAACGUUUGGUGUUACGAAGAAAUUACUAGGAAAUUGUCAACAAAACACAGUAAGUAAAUUUUCGAACAUAUAAUGGAAAACUAAAAUUCAAAUUCGACAUAAUUUUAAUAAGAUUUUAAUUAAAAGCAGAACCUCCCUUUACCCUUCAACUCUAUAAAAACUGAAACAUCAAUUUAUAUAAAAGACUAUAUUAAUAUGUAAUCUACUACUAAAUACACACGCAGGUAUAAAGAAAAAAAUACUUCUUAUAGUCAGUUGGCGUCAGUCGACUGACCCUUGAGACUGGUUAAACUUGUAUAGAGUCUAUUUUCAAAUUGCCCUCCUAAGGGGCGUGGGCCCCAUGUUGGAAAGCACGGCGUUUAAACCAUCCGAGAAACUUAGAUGAAUGAAUAAUGGGAUGGGUAAAAACUUUUUACUGAUAGUGUAUAUAAUACUUAAUUUAAACACAUCGAGUUUUCCAUGUUUCUUUUAUAAUAUAAAAGAUAUUAAAUAAAAAAAUCUGACUGGCCAGGAAUCUUCAUUAUCCCUGUUCUUCAACAAUUUCAAACAAUAUGGUCCUCAUGAAUAUGGGGUUUUGUGAAUAUUCAAGAAUCAAUUAUUAAAUGUAACUUUUACCAUAACAAAUAAAAGGUAAUAUCUUCCUGUACAAAUGUCAAAUACUUUUUACAGACCUAUCAACAUUGACAGGUGUUUAUUUAAAAGAUUCUGUAUAAGACAUUCCAAAAUGAUAACAUUCAAAACUUACAUAAUAUUCUUAUUUUUAUUGAAAAUACAACAAAUAUGCAGCAUAUGGCCUCCAGAUUUCAGUGUGGAUUUAUCCAAUGAAGAAGUAUUUGUAAUUUCAGAUCCUUUGGAAAGAAGUGAAUUAAAAGAUGUAUAUGAUGAAGAAGAAAUGAUUAAAAAAGAGGAAAUUAAGAAACUAAAUGUACAAUCCGAUGCCGAUAAAUAUUAUAAUUUGCACAGGAACCAAAAAAAUUAUGAAAAACCCACCAUUAAGUUUGAAUCUCGGAAGAAACGUGUGUAUGAAGAAUUUAACGCUGAUAAGGAGUAUGAGGAACCUUUUAAAGGAGAAUUUUCAAAUAAGGAUGACGUAAUUUAUUUUGACGUCGAGGCUAUCGGUUUACCUAGUAUGAAAAGAAAACGAAGUGAAUACAAGAAUAAUUCAGAUGAAAACUAUGAUUACUUAAAAUUACAAGCUGAGUUUGAUAAACAAAUCAAAGAAGUUGUUAAAUCUAAUGAUACAUUAAACUACACCGAUGUUAAAGAAGAAGAAUCUGUUAAAGAUAUUUUGAAAGAACUGGUAGAGAUAAAGAAACCUAGAAAUUGUACUGAAGAAGAAAGAAAAGGGAUAGGUUUGGCUGCUGUAGAGUGUUUGUGGAGUGAUUUACAAAAACCAAAGUUGAAAAGUCAUGUAUUAGAAAGAAUAUUAAGAAUAGUCUUGAUAUGGAUCUGUGUCUACUUAGUCAUUGCGCUUCCAUGUUGGUGUCAAUAUGGAUGGUGUUGCUGCUGUUUCACUUGCAAAUUUUGUAAACCACGUGAAAGCAUUGAAGAAGUUAAACAAUUUUUUGCACAAAAUCCACCAGGAACAUUUCACGAUAAAGAUGGAAAUGUCAUCAAAUACACCCCAACCAAAUACGAAAAAUACGCUCAAAAGAAGCUCGAAAAUCAAUUGAGAAAUUUGUGAAAUAACAAUUUGUAAAUAAAAGUUAUUUACUAUUGUAAAAAUUUUAACUCUUUCAUUUCCACCUAAUAUAAACAUAAAGUUUGUGAAGAAUAACAAAAUUAGUAAGACAGA